UGUAAUUUACAUUUGGAAUUUGAAAAUCGUGCUACGUCGGAUGCAUGGUUGAACGAGAAAUACGCAAAGUAUUUGCGUAAUUCAGUAUGAGACAUUGCCGGUAUAGUCAUAGCCACUGUAUCUACCAUAAUGUAUGCACCAUUUUGGUAGGUUGACAUGAGAAAAACUCCCCCCAAACACCUCGUUAGCCACAUGAAUCGAACGCACCCAAUCUGUUUUACCGUUGGCGCGAUGUUUUGAUAUUUCUGCAGUCAUGUUUUCUGUAGCUUGAUGAAGUGUCAACUGUGCAGGUACUGUAAGCGGUUAAUAUGUUAGAUUUCGAUCACUAAAUCCGCUAUCUAAUAACCUGUAUGUUCAGUGCAAAAAAAAAACUGGUAGUCAAGUUCGCUAGUUUUAGCUGCAUACCUCAGCUACCUGAUGAAAAACUAGACAGUACUGUACUGCAGCUACCGUAGCUAUUGCGAACGUUGGAAACGUAUCUUGUAAGUACAGUACUUAGAAUGUUCAUAGUAAUGCCGAAGAAGAUUGAAGUUUUCAUGCUUUUCUAGAUAAAGUACCAUAAUGUCAAUGAAAAAAGACAGUCCUAGCCAACAAAGAAAACUGCUCUCCUUCUGUGGAAAUAUUCUCACGUUUCACUGCAAACGCUCCGCUCCAGGGGAUGGCGAAAGUCGAAGAGGAUUAGAACUGGCCUUCAGCAGACUGACAUUUCAGCGGGACGCCUGCUCCUUUUCAAAGGCGAAUUCUGGUAUAGCCGUCAUCAACAAGAAUAGUUCAUCAAAUGUUGAUAUAGUGGCAUGCACCUUAGCCCUACAUGUGAAAAACAGAAUCACUUCACCAAGCAUUUUACUGGUAGAGAACAAAAAGCGGGAUGUUUUCAAUUACAGUCUUCUCACUCUCAGUAGUUCAAAUACAACAGAGACACAUAUGGAGUUCAAACUGCCAUAUCGCAUUAAAGACGAUGUUACUAUCUUGCAAGGGCCUACUGCAUUAUGGAGCCAUGACGGUUUUGUCUUUUACACAUUCCUGCAGUCUGGUGAAAUUAGACAAGUACCCAUCAAGCUCUCCCCAUUUUUUAUUGGUGAAUUUCACCUCAACAAAAGGAAAAUACUUGUACUAGGUUCCCAGACACAAUGCCUGAAUGAUCAGUUGGCCACUUCAGGGGGGAGUGAAACCCUGGGGUAUUUUGUAGAAGAUGGACAAGUAUUUAACGGAGCUCUGAUCUUACCUCAUGCCUAUAGUUCUAUCACACAGUGUAUGUGUGUGGUCUCUGCUGGAGAGGUGAAUAGUGUAUUCAAAUCGACUUUGGUGGCGGCAACCAGUAAAAAGCAGCUGGUGUAUUUUGAGAAUGGCGUUCCCAGAGAGGUAUGCAGACUUCCUUUUGAAGAACCUGAGCACAUUCAGAUAGUCAACACUGGGCGGAACGGAUGUCUGUUUGUCAUCUCUUUCAAUGGCGGACACGUCUGUACAGUAUGGAAGGACACCUUUCAGGUAGCGUUGUGCUGGUCAAAUGUGAGCUCCCUCCAUGUCGAUGACUUUGUAGGCUGUGGUACCGACCAGAUGCUGCUGGUCUUCAGAAGCCAGAGUGCCCCUGUGGGUUCAGUGGAUAAUUUUCUCAUCACAGAUCUCUGCGGGACAAGCUACUCUCAUGGACAGGAGAGCAGUGAAGGACCAAAUGCUUCGGAUACAGCUCCGGAGAACUACCUCUUAACUGUCCAAGCGCUACAGUCCAGACUUCAGAGUGGCUUGACGGUGCUCCAGGAUCUCCAGAGAGAUGUGAGUGUAAAGGAGAGGGUUCUACGACAGUCACUCCAAUCCCUCGCAGACAUGGUCUCCGGAAGAGAACACAUUCUUACCCAGACAGAGCAGGAAAGCCUUGUUUCUCUGUGGGAUGAAGAUGAGGAAGAGGCCGUGGAUACAAAUAAUCAAAUUGUGACAGGGAUUCGACCUCCUCCUGUGGAAAAGCUUUGGCAUCGUUUUAUUGAAGAGCGCUUGGUUGUAGGCGUGAUUCUUACCGCAGAGUGUGUCGACUCAGUGGAGAGCGUGACUUUAUCCAUCCUGACAGAGGGAGGCCAGAGCCGGGUGCCUGUGGUCAUCGAGACCCAGAGCCGAGGGUCCUGGUUCACCCCGCCCAGGCCCUCGUCUCACCCGUCUCACCCAGAGCCUGCAGCCAAGAGGGGCAGGCAGGAUGGCGCCGGCGGAGACAGUGACACAGUCACACAGAAACUGGCAGUGACGGCUGUGACUGACCUGACCCCUCUGCUGACCUCUGGCAGUGUCAGAUUCCCCGUCAUGCUCCAUUAUACCCAAAGACAGGAGUCUUCUGGCAGCACAACGGCCCCAGGACCAGCAGUGGUCCAGUGCGGUCAAGUCCGAGUUGACAUCCAGGCCAAACCCCGCCCCCAGCUGCUGGAUGACAGUCGACUCACAACAGGUGAGGCUGUAGAGGACCUGCUCAGUCUGCUGGCCGUGCUGGAGACGUGGACGUUCCUGAUCUACUCGCCUGGCCACACCCUGUGUGACGUGGCAGGCUGGAUCCAGAGAAGCGUGCCCUGUGAGAGGCUAGAGAUCAACCCACGGUACCUCCUGACCAACCCGGCCGGGCCGUCUGCUGCCAUGCUGUUCAACUGGGAGCAAACAACACCCUUCCAGGGAAAAUUAUCCGUCCAUUGCAGCCAGUUCCAGUUGCUGCGGUUCCUGGACUCGCUGUGUGUCUUCCUGCCAGCGUCUUGCUCAGUCCUGCCCCUUAGAAACAGCGGGGGGAAGGGGACAUCACCGCGGCUGGCCCUCUCCUUGGAGAAAGAGGUGCUCUCACUCAAACAGGGCGUGUCUUCUCUGCUCUGCGGCGAGGAGGUGGGGGGAGAAGGGAGGAAGAGCAACGGCGGGAGAGUGACGGAUCCCCCUGAUCCGAGCUCUGCCGAUGGGCUUCGGGGGUGCAGGGAGGAGUGGGAAAGGAGCACACUGAGGAGCAGGAGCAGCUUGCGCCCUCUGGUGGACGUUGAGCGCUAUCGCAGGCUGACCCGGAGCCUGGCCCAGGCACGGCUGCAGGGAGAUCUAGCUGCCCUGCUGAAGACACAUUUACCUGGCGCCACACUUUGACGUGUUCAGUUCAUUUUAUUGCGGUGCCGUCCUUUUGCAUGACCGUCGUUGCAUUGCAGGUUUAUGCGUGUUCCGUUUUUAAUGUUCUCUUCAGUGUUCAGCGAAUGCCUUGUGAAAUGGAGAGAACUGCUAAACCAGAUAUGAUACAAUUCCCCCUGUACUUGAAUCAGUCUGCUACUGUAUGAACUUGGCUCUCUCUCUCUCUUAGGCCUCUUCCUGUGCUUCACACCUUUAAUGUGUGUGUGUCUGUGAUAGCUGCCUCUCUCUCCUGCCCAGCUCCCCUCAGACUGGCUGCAUGUGAUAUACACUCUUUAAUGUCUGUUGCUUUUCACUGCCCACUGGGAGAGAUGGGCUUCUUACUGUGAUGUGAAGUGGGAAAGGGCUGUGUGUUCAAAAUGAGAUUUCAGGAAGUAAGUGGAUGGACAAGGUCUGUAGCUUCCUCCCUGGUUAGGGUCUUGAUGUGUCUGUGAAAGCUUUUAGUGGCCACUUCCGUACUUCUUUUCAGUUUCUGUUUGACUCUUUAAAAUAAACCAAUUUUGGAUGAUGUCAUGGAGUACAGUUGUGUCCUUCCUCCAAGGAAACAUCAGUGUGUGUAUUGUGUUUUUUAAACAACUUAUGAGUAAUUAAGAUUGGUGAGUUCUGAGACUGCUUGGUUAAAAUUAUCUGUUAAGA
Esox lucius (northern pike) is the source of this 3768-nucleotide messenger RNA. It is a transcript of the gene fancb, whose product is annotated as FA complementation group B. Gene Ontology annotation, biological process: negative regulation of double-strand break repair via homologous recombination; positive regulation of double-strand break repair via homologous recombination; interstrand cross-link repair. The record is from RefSeq and is a predicted model, not a curated record. Lineage: Eukaryota; Metazoa; Chordata; Actinopteri; Esociformes; Esocidae. The coding region runs from base 562 to 3096 and encodes 844 amino acids. The transcript has 8 exons. Gene Ontology annotation, cellular component: Fanconi anaemia nuclear complex.